AUGGAGAUAUUGAAAGUAGAAGCGGGCACUGUUCCGGACUAUGGUGCACUCAAUAUAGAGCUAGACACUAAAUCAAACACAUUCGAAGUGCGUGAAUUGCCAAAUAUUACAUGUGAUACUACUUCGUUCGAGGUUUUGUCCACCAUUAGAUAUGACCCUCUUAUCACCAAAAGCAAGGCUGAACUGCCAGAAAAAUUGACAACAAAGAUGUUUUUCCUUUGGGAAAUACACAUGAAGAGACUUCAAGUCACGCUAGAUUUCUUUCACAAUUUCAAAUUGGAUUCAGAAAGUAAUGAGGAAACAAAGGGCAGAAAGAAGGAUGUAUCAAAGGAAGAUGACUCCGUAGAAGUGGAUGGCAAGAUAAUAUUUGAAAGCAUCCGUGACGCCUUCAUGAAGGGCAAUGUUCUGACCGCAAACCCUCUCAAAGUCCGUCUUUUAGUGACCAUUGAUGGAGAUGUGAAAGUGGAACUACAUGAGACGCCCGUGAGAACCAACUUAUUUAUCGGGUUGAGUGAAAAUUACCCUAAAGAAUUGAUUUAUGACUUGUACGUCGAUAUGACCUCUGUGUUUCCCUCCCCAUUUACGUCAUUCAAGACUACCAAACGGGAUGUCUACAACAGGGCCAGAAAGAGAUGUCUUCCGGGGAAGUCCGCUUUAGAGGAAGUUCUUCUCAUUAAUAGCUCCGACGAGGUUAUGGAGGGACUGAUAUUCAAUGUCGCUGUUGAGUUGAAGGAUGGGUCAUUUGCAACCCCCCCUCUAUCUUCCGGGUGUCUCUGUGGUGUAACCAGACACAUGCUACUUGCCAAGGGCCUAAUAUUCGAAGAUAAAAUACAUGUGUCUGAGCUUUUGGUUGGCCACGAGGUUUUGUUAUUCAACGGCAUUGUUGGCGUCGCUAAGGGAAUAAUUCGUGGGUUCGUUGAGCCCGAAGAUCAAUAG
Messenger RNA from Australozyma saopauloensis, 936 nucleotides. RefSeq names its product aminodeoxychorismate lyase. The transcript has a single exon. Gene Ontology annotation, biological process: carboxylic acid metabolic process. The coding region runs from base 1 to 936 and encodes 311 amino acids. Lineage: Eukaryota; Fungi; Ascomycota; Pichiomycetes; Serinales; Metschnikowiaceae. The record is from RefSeq and is a predicted model, not a curated record. Gene Ontology annotation, molecular function: catalytic activity.